Messenger RNA from Falco peregrinus (peregrine falcon), 2152 nucleotides. It is a transcript of the gene PDIA2, whose product is annotated as protein disulfide isomerase family A member 2. Gene Ontology annotation, molecular function: protein disulfide isomerase activity. Gene Ontology annotation, biological process: response to endoplasmic reticulum stress; protein folding. Bases 1 to 1917 code for a protein of 638 amino acids. The transcript is spliced from 11 exons. Gene Ontology annotation, cellular component: endoplasmic reticulum. The record is from RefSeq and is a predicted model, not a curated record. NCBI's taxonomy places the organism in Eukaryota, Metazoa, Chordata, Aves, Falconiformes, Falconidae.
AUGCCCGGCUACCCACCCGGUCGCAGGCUGUGCUCUUCCAUCGCCAUUAAACCCUACAGACUGGUCUUACUGGUGUGUCUGCGUCCCCACCACCUUGGCCCCUGUCCCCAUCCCGCCGGCAGGACCAGGUCCCACUGGAGGGACGGGCAGCUGGAGAACAGCCACCUGGUCCCACUGCCUUAUCGUUGGUGCUGGGCAGCCAGUAGCAGAGGGCCACGAGCCCCAGGGGCCUGGCACCACCCGCCCCGGUGCCCUUAUCUGCGUCCUCCCCGCCGUGGGCACCGGCUGUGGCGAGGCACCAUGCGGGGCUGCGGCACCCGGCUGGUUUGGCUGCUGGUGCUGGCACUGGCCUGGCUGGACCCAGCGUUGGGGGGUGAGGAGGAGGAUGGGGCGGUGGUGGCGGAGGAGGAGGAGGAUGAGGAUGAAGUGCUCUCGGAUGAGCUCAAGGAAGAGGACAGUGUCCUGGUGCUCCAUGAGCACAACUUUGCUCGUGCCUUAAGCGAGCAUCGGCUGCUGCUGGUGGAGUUCUAUGCACCGUGGUGUGGGCACUGCCAGCGGCUGGCCCCUGCCUUCGCCCAGGCGGCCGCCACGCUGAGGAAUGAGUCCAGCGUGGUGCGGCUGGGCAAGGUGGAUGCCACGGCGCAGGCAGCCCUGGCCAGCGAGUUCGGCGUCACCUCCUACCCCACGCUCAAGCUCUUCCGCGACGGCAACCGCACCCACCCGCUCGCCUACACUGGCCGCAUGGACGCCAAGGGCAUCGUGCGCUGGAUGCAGCGCCGGGCCAGCCCCAGCGCCACGCUGCUGCACAACGUCACCACCGCCGCCGCCUUCAUCAGCUCCCAGGACCUGGUGGUCGUCGGCUUCUUCAAGGACCUGGGGGGUGAGGCAGCCCAGGUGUUUUAUGAGGUGGCCGGCGAGGUGGUGGACAUGCCGUUUGGCGUGGCUGAGGCGGCGGAGCUCUUCCAGGCAUAUGGGCUGGCAGCCGACACCGUCUGCCUCUUCAAGAAGUUUGACGAGGGACGGACAGACUUUCCUGUGGACCCAGCACAGGGGCUGGAUGCAGCCAAGCUCACCCAGCUGCUCCGUGUCCACAGCCUGGAGCUGGUGAUGGAGUUCACCAAUGAGACUUCUGACCAGAUCUUCGGUGCCAAGAUCCCCCACCACAUGCUGCUCUUCCUCAACAAGUCAUCCUCAGCGCAGCUGGGGCUGCGGGAUGGCUUCCGGGCGGCCGCUGGCGCCUUCCGGGGCCAGGUCCUCUUCGUGGUGGUGGACGUGACCGGGUUUGGUGCCGAUGUCCUGCCCUUCUUUGGCAUGACAGCCGCUGACGCCCCCACCCUGCGCCUCGUCAAGAUGGAGAACAACCGCAAGUACCAGAUGGAGCAGGACGCCUUCUCAGACACGGCCAUACGCGCCUUCGUCCAGGCAGUGCUGGACGGCAAGGUGAAGCCCCACCUGAUGAGCGCAGAGCCCCCCGAGGACUGGGACACGCGGCCUGUGAAAGUCCUGGUGGGGAAGACCUUUGAGCAGGUGGCGUUCGACGAGACCAGGAACGUCUUUGUCAAGUUCUACGCGCCGUGGUGCUCCCACUGCCAGGAGAUGGCGGCUGCCUGGGAGGAGCUGGGCGAGCGCUACAAGGACCACGAGGAUAUUGUCAUCGCUGAGAUGGACGCCACGGCCAACGAGCUGGAGAACAUCACCAUCAGAGGCUUCCCCACUCUGCACUACUUCCCUGCGGGGCCAGGCAGGAAGAUGGUUGAGUACAAGAGUGCCCGAGAUGUGGAGACCUUCUCCAAGUUCCUGGAAAAUGGGGGUACGCUGCCCGAGGAGCCACCCACAGUGCCCAAGACCCCCGAGAACAGCACGGGCAGGGAGGAGCCCAGUCCGCUGGGGACAGCCGAAUCCCGGGAUGAGCUGUGAGCCCCAUCCUGCUCGGGUGCGUGCUAUAAAUGACCUGGAAACAAUGUGGGCUCUGGCCUGUGUCUGCGGCUCCCCUGCACCGUGGGGUGCACAUUUUGGGGGGGUACCCCCGUGUCUCAGGGACACAGCAGGGCUGGCAAUGGGCAGAGCCCCCACUACCCCAGGGUAGCUCGGCCCUGCGCCCCCAUGGAGGGGGGUGCUGCGAGGGGCCCUCUGCCUCUCCAGGGAUGCUGAG